UCUGUGUCUCUCUGGGCUGCAGGGCUUCGGAAAACGAACAUACUCAAGAUGGAAGUGUUUAACUGGAGAAAGACAAACAGCCCCAUUAUUCUGGCUCUGGCCUUAGUCAUUUGUGCAGUUAUUUUCCGAGAUGUGAACUGCCAAAUGACCACUCUGCGUGGAGAUACCAAUUCCCAAGGAGUACACAAUUUUCAACAAACAAAUAAUUCGUCUACUUCAGUAAAUAACGAACAGAUAACUGAAUCAACGGAGUCCAGCAUUUUAAGUUACAAUUCCAGCUUUCCACAAACUAGCAAAGUGGUAUGUGUGAGUGAAGAUGCGAUGAAAAACAAAGACACAGUGAAGCUGAAGCUGCAGCUGAAGACCAAGUCCAACUGUGAGAAAAACAAGGAAAAGAUUGAGAGCAGUCCAGAACUUCUUUGUGUUGACCAAAAGCUUGAAAUCUACCAGAUGGACAACACUGAUGAGAUGAUCAUAACUGGAAAAUGUUUAGAAGGUGAUCCAAAAGGAAUGACUGAAAAGUUUGAGAAUGAUAAUAUUAAAGAUAAGGUUGGCAUUAAAAAGGCUGAGCUUGUCCUCUUGGAAAGACCCCAAAUUGUCCUGAUCUCAGUCCUCAUUAGUGGUCUGCUACUGGCUGUUCUUCUUUUUGCUGCGUACAUCCUGCAAACCCGCCACACAGAGGCCAAAGGAGCAUGUCUGGCUGAAGACUUAUUCCAGGUGGAUGAACCGAACCAAGGCAAUACUUUAUUGUCUGCGGCCCCACUGCCCCAACAAGAACCAAUAGAAAAACCCACCAGCAAUGGCGAGUCCUUAGAGUCAACCCCCACUAAUGGUCAUUCAGCUACCCAAGCACCUGUAGCUGACUCUGAGAUGUGAAUGCUGGCCUUAUCAGAUAUGAACGAGGAUUACUACCCAACUUAAUUUACAAAAUUCCCUAUAGUAAAAAACUAUAUUAGUGACAGUAUCAAUAAUGGAGACCAAAUAGAAGGUGAUAACUGCUAGGAUAAAAUAUACAGGAAGUGAAGUUAACAGUGAUAACAAUGCCUCAACUUGUACUGUGAAGACACUGAACACUGGUUAAACCAGCCAUAUGCUGAGCAGUAAAGCAUCCAAUGCUGCCAAUGCUAGGAUAGAAAAAUGCUUUAAAAAUGAAUCCUAGAAAAAACAUCAAACCUUUCACUACAUUUAAUUUAUGUUAUCAUCUCUCUUCUGUAGAAAGUUUUAUACUGAAUACUAUAAUGCUCUCUUACGUGCUUAUAUUAUGAAAGGUUUUCUAAGUAAAAACAUUAACUGAUGAAACAUUAUCUUGAAAAAAUAAGAGUUAUUUGAUUUCAAGUUUAGGGAAAUGCUUUUUUGUAAGAAUCCAGCCAGAACAUUUAACCCUUUAACAUUCUGCUCAUCUUUUCUUAAAGCACACUUUGGGUCACUAUAUCUUAUUUAAAAAUAUGUUGACCUGACUAAGCCAUCUCUACCACUUGGUUGAGGUACGCUAUGCUAUUGCAAUGCUAAAGAAAUUCAUGUUACUGUGUCUUUAAAUAGUAUGCUUAUGAAGCAACAUUCCAACCCUUUGGAAAAGGCCUAUAUUUGGUUCUUUAAAAACCUUGACUGUUGUUAUUAUUGCCACAAGAAAAUUUAAAGUCUAUUCGUUAUGUAUGCUGUUUAUCUUGUGUAUCUUGGAGGCUACGACAGGGAACUUAGGGGACAAGGUGGGGUACAACAUGGAUGGGGCGUUACAAGUACACACAAGCUAAGGGAAAUUUGGAAACAUCAACCUAAACUGUAUGUUUUUAAACCGUCGGAGUAGAUCCACUAAGCACAGGGAGAGCAUGCAAACUCAUGCACUUACUGUAAGUCCCAAACCUAGAAGUGUGAAGUGACAGCCCUAACCAUUAAGCAUGCAAGUGCUGCAAGAAUAUAAAAAUUCCCAAUAAUGAUUUUCCAUUUUUUCCCUGCUAAGGAUGUUAAAGGGUUAAAGUUUCCCCAAGUAGGACACAUAAAGUGCCCUUUAAACUAAAUAUUUUCGAAGACAAUAUUUACAUUUUGAAUGUACUGUAGUGAUAGGUUUCGCAUUUAACCUUAUCAAGUCUUUUGACCAAACUAAACCUUGCUAAGAUGACAGUAUACUCUUUAAAACACCAUGGCACAAAUUCAAAAUGCAUUAGUUAAUUGUCUGCAUGUUUUUACCAUGGUAGUUAACAAGCUUUAUUAAUGUACAAUAUAUUGUAUUGCAAAAUGAAAGGAUACAAUUUUUGGAAGGCUUACAGGCACUGCUUAAUGAUGGAAGUUCUUAAAAUGAAGACUCAUUCCUCAGCAAAUCAUUAGCAGCUGGUAUUAAUGGGAUAUACAUUAAUGAGGAACAGGAGCAGUCAAUUUACUGCUUUUUUAUAUUUGAGUUAAUUUGUUGUAGACAUAGAAGUUUAAUUUUACAAUAAAAGUUUACAAAUCUUUGGUUAUUUUUAGGGUUUUCAAAGCAAAUAAAUGUUUUACUUAAGCCAAAUUAGGCCAUUGUUAAAGGCAAACUUUAGUGGUCACGCAGUCGGGUAUAUCUUCUUGAAUAUUUUUGUACCUUUUACCUCUUUCUAUUGUCUAUGUGUAAUUGUUAUGGUUGCUGCAUUACAGUAUGCAUUAAACUUUUUAUAUGUCAUGAAACAGGUGAUUUUACAACUGUGACCUCUAUGUGUGUGUGUGUGUGUGUGUGUGUGUGUGUGUGUGUGUGUGUGUGUGUGUGUGUGUGCGUGCAUACACCACCAGUAACCAGCUCUGGACAACGCAGGUCAAAAGACAGACAUUUGCUAGACUAAACAUUUUUUGUUGUUGGUAUCUUGGCCACCAGGCUCUGGGUAUUAACAAGGCACUGGCCAGGAGCCACAGCUGUGAUAUGAAAGACUCAGGAGAUUAGAGCAAAGGCAGCUGUUCUCACUAAAAACCAAUCCAGAACAGCUCAGUGUCCUGGUUGAAGCCAUGAAUAAUAAAUUUUCUGUUUGGACACCAUCAUUGGUUUCACCGACAUUAUUUACUGAACCGAAACAAACAAAAUUCGAGAAGAAACACAAUCCUGAGAGAUGUUAGACUGUACUUUGGAUGCUUAUAGGGAAUUUAGAAUUCUAUUUGCCUGCCAAAAGUGAUUUAAAAUAAACAGCCUGGCCCCUGGUGUGUGUGCAAGCAUGAUUCUCCUUUUUUUUUUAGUUGAAAAAUAUUUUAAUUAUUUACUUCAUUGCAUUCAUAUGGUUCUCUUUAUUAAUUAAAACCAGCAUAUCAUUAAAUUUAGACU
Molecule: messenger RNA, 3271 nt
Organism: Clarias gariepinus (North African catfish)
Lineage: Eukaryota; Metazoa; Chordata; Actinopteri; Siluriformes; Clariidae
Exons: 8
Coding region: 49-876 (275 amino acids)
Biological process (GO): cell adhesion
Cellular component (GO): membrane
Source: RefSeq, a predicted model, not a curated record